Messenger RNA from Jaminaea rosea, 934 nucleotides. RefSeq lists its product as hypothetical. The transcript has a single exon. Lineage: Eukaryota; Fungi; Basidiomycota; Exobasidiomycetes; Microstromatales. The record is from RefSeq and is a predicted model, not a curated record. Bases 210 to 677 code for a protein of 155 amino acids.
CACCGGUUGUGAGGCUCACUAUUCCACGGCAGACAUCCGGCCGCAAGCAAGCAUUCUGCGUCUCAUUAUCGCAAUCAGUGACCAACCCGACCAACGCAGGAAGGUUGACUGAAGAGGAAGGUGUUGACCGUCGUUGCAGGGUGGGAAAGGAGAGAGUAUCACCCAUCAAGCCGUAUCACAGCGAUCGAAUGAGCGGCUGAGGAUCAGUCAUGUUGAGGGCUCCCUCGUUGCUCUCAUGUGGCGCUCGAUCGAUCAAUAUAGGGCUCGGAGGAGAGGCAACACGAUCCCUGUUGACACGGUCGGCCAGGCAAGUACGGGUCAACGUCGAAGCCACUCAGCGGGGAGGAAAUCGCGCAAACCCUCCCCUGCUGGAUCAAGGUAGGUCCGCCAAUUACAACAUGCUGUCCCUGUGGAGUAUAGAGGCCGAAAGUAGUUUCACAUCAUGCUCACACUCAACGCACUUUCCUGGGAACUUUCCGAAGCACACCCAGGAAAGGCAAACGCCUCAUGACCGCUCGAGCAUCGAGCGCCAAUCCCCUUCGCCUUUGCCUGCGGACCAUUUUCUCGAUCGAUUACUCCUCGUGCUACUCGCCGUUGGCGCCGAUGCUGUACAUUGUGCUCAACCCACGCCCACUCUGUGCGCCGACCGUAAGUCGUGUACCGUACGGGCGUGUUAAUUUGAACGUGACCCUCUCGUCCUCGAUAUCGGCGGGCGCGCGGGCGCAUUGGCAAUGAGGAUGUUCUCCCAUGCGAGAGAGGGAGAGAGGGAAAUCUUGCCUCAUCUAUCGCGUCUAGCGUAGCGUGGCCAAGCAGCUCAGGCUCGGCCUUGUCUUCGUGCGUAGGCAGCGUGACGUCGCCGAGUAAGGCUAAGAAGAAGUAGCUUGUGUAUCAUCUAGUAAUUGACUCGAAGCACGUCCUCUACACUAUCACGAUC